AUGACAAAUGGAAGACCUAAGACCCAGACGUUCUGCGGGUUCGAGGAUCCAGGCAUGUGCGGGUUCGAGCAGGACAACACCACGGACCAGUUCGACUGGACUCGCAUCCAGUGGCGCACUCCCUCAGCCAACACUGGACCGGAAGCGGACCACACGUGCGGCGAUAGUAACGGCUACUUCAUGUACAUUGAGGCGAGCGGUCGCUCCAAGGGUCACGCCGCCCGGAUGUGGUCUCCCCGGUACCGCGGCCUCCAGCCCCAGUGUAUCGAGUUUUACUAUCACAUGUACGGGCGUCAGACCGGCACUCUCACUGUUGUGGCCAAGAACUACCUUGUCUGUGCCCUAUAUCUGCACUCGCGCAGUGUGGCCAAGAACUACCUUGUCUGUGCCCUAUAUCUGCACUCGCGCAGUGUGGCCAAGAACUACCUUCUUUUGACCAGUGAAGAGAACGUGGCGUUAUGGCGCGUGUUCGGUAACCAAGGCAACUUGUGGAUCAAAGCAAGCAUCGCGGUAUCCGAGGAGACGGCCCGCUCCGGCUACCAGUUGAUCUUCGAGGCGGUCACCGAUCUCGGUUACGAGGGCGACAUUUCCAUCGACGACUUCAGCAUCCGGGACGGCGCGUGCGCAGUAAACACGGCGUCCCUGGAGGUGACGCCGCCGCCGCUGACGGACGCCGGAAAGUCUAAACUGCUUCAGGAUCAGGUUGAAAGAUAUCGUAAAAUUUUAAGGCGUCGGCAGAGGCUGCGGAACCGGCUGCAUGGAAAGACGUCUGACAACGACGAAGGGGAUGAUGACGAUGGGGCGCGUUGA
Molecule: messenger RNA, 810 nt
Organism: Dreissena polymorpha
Lineage: Eukaryota; Metazoa; Mollusca; Bivalvia; Myida; Dreissenidae
Product: MAM and LDL-receptor class A domain-containing protein 1-like
Exons: 6
Coding region: 1-810 (269 amino acids)
Cellular component (GO): membrane
Source: RefSeq, a predicted model, not a curated record